CUCGUUGAAUAGCGCCCUAUGAUCUAUCGCCUUGAUCAGGGCCAACUAGAUACGGUACAGUACUUUCCUGCCGAUGAAUAUACGGCCGAGGACACUCCCCGCGGCCAUCUCCAGAACUAUUUGGCGAACAUGCAUAUCUUUCGGACACGGCACGAAUCAAAGCGUGUCUUCUUGUGGUUGAUGAAUCCAGUGAGAAGGUUGAGCCAAGGCUCUUCGAUCAAGAUAGCCCUGUCAAGCCUCCAAAAGACUACCGAAGCACUGAUAAGCCAACAACAAGAGUUCACCACGACACACGUUGCGGGCCAAUCACCCCAGAUGUGGCUUCUCCUAAGGUCCGGCCGAUUGAUUUCAAGCUUCCCUUUCACUAACACGGAAUCAAUCCUCCUGCUCUUUUGGGCUUUAGUAGCAUUGUCGCUAUCAAGGAUGCACCAACUCAACCACCCUCAAGCUCAACAACCACCCUGGAGGAAGGGCUCUCUGCCUGUAGCUUUAUCUGACUCGCUUAACGGCACCCCCGCAGGUGCGAAGGAUGAAAGACUCAAAUAACCCGCGGCGGCCACCCUGUCCCAUAUCAUCUUUCCAGCAAAUUGUUCACCGAUU
Messenger RNA from Exophiala xenobiotica, 600 nucleotides. RefSeq lists its product as uncharacterized. The transcript has a single exon. NCBI's taxonomy places the organism in Eukaryota, Fungi, Ascomycota, Eurotiomycetes, Chaetothyriales, Herpotrichiellaceae. The record is from RefSeq and is a predicted model, not a curated record. The coding region runs from base 19 to 546 and encodes 175 amino acids.